CGAAUUCUUGUUCGUCGCCGCCGGAGUUCGAUUUCUUGUUCGUCGCAGCCGAAGUUGGGAAGAGCAGUUUCUGCAAAAUCUUCUACUAGGUUCCUAUUUUUGAUGGGUUAGCAAGGGAAUGGGUAAAUGCAAUAGAAGAAGUUGGGUUGAAGGUUACUGCUGAUUCUGGUGGCAAAAGCUGUGAUAAGUUGGCACCUUAUGUUAAUGAACCUUUUCAUGUGUGGAAAAAUGACACUUUUGUUGCUGCAUUUCCUUCUUCAAAGCUCAGGAGCAGCUAUGGAAUUAACUUUCCUCAGGCUCCUGCAAUUGGGUGUCAAUGGUUUUCUUGUUCAUUAUCAGAUGAUUGCGUCUAUGUAGAGCAGAUAGCUUCUUCAAGAACAUUUUGCAUUUAUGAGAAGGUAUCAAACCUUGGCAGUUAACUGAAAUUGUACAUCAAACUCAAUGCCUAACGGUUUCCAUGCCAGAAUGCUCUGAUGCAAAGGAAGAGAACAAAAUAUUGGAUAAAAUGCAUCGCCAAAAGGUUGCAGAAGUUGAAAAGCUUACCCAAACUGUGCGUGAGCUUGAUGAGGCUGUUCUUGCUGGUGGUGCAGCAGCUAAUGCUGUUCGGGAUUACCAACGCAAAGUUCAAGAGAUGAAUGAAGAGAGAAAAACUCUUGACCGGGAACUGGCACAUGCGAAGGUUACUGCAAAUAGGGUGGCCACAGUGGUUGCUAAUGAGUGGAAAGAUUCUAAUGACAAAGUAAUGCCUGUAAAACAGUGGCUUGAAGAGAUAAGGUUUUUGCAGGGGGAGAUGCAACAAUUAUGAGAUAAGCUAGCAAUUUCUGAAUGAACUGCAAAAUCAGAAGCCCAGUUGAAAGUAUUGCUUCACCCAAUUUAAUAUCUGAGUUUUAACUCAAUUUCCUAUUUAUGUCCUAGUUUAAAUUGCACUUUACUAUUUUCCCUAGGAAAAAUAUCAAUUAAGGCUUAGGGUUCUAGAAGAUACAUUAAGGUCAUCUAGCACAAGCGUUUCAUUGGAAACUUUGUUAUCUUUGGUUAAAAGCAUCUUUAUUGAUGGUGGAGUUGGUUUUGCUUUCAUCAAUGUUGCUGGCAAAAAUGAUUACCCAUUAUCUUUGUUCUUUAUUCAAUCAAUUAUGAAUCCUCCCUAAUGGAAUGGGGGAUGUUUGAGAUGUUCAUUGUGUAGUGUCUAACAUCUAAACAUUGCAGGUUGAGGACUUUUAUGUCUUGGGGGAAGAAUUUUUCAUUCCUUUGAUGGUGAAUUUGCAUGCAGUUCCCUUGGGAGAAGAUGGAAAC
Messenger RNA from Ipomoea nil (Japanese morning glory), 1290 nucleotides. RefSeq names its product microtubule-associated protein 70-1-like. The transcript has 8 exons. NCBI's taxonomy places the organism in Eukaryota, Viridiplantae, Streptophyta, Magnoliopsida, Solanales, Convolvulaceae. The record is from RefSeq and is a predicted model, not a curated record. Gene Ontology annotation, molecular function: microtubule binding. The coding region runs from base 458 to 805 and encodes 115 amino acids. Gene Ontology annotation, biological process: cytoskeleton organization.